Orussus abietinus is the source of this 2722-nucleotide messenger RNA. RefSeq names its product dimethyladenosine transferase 2, mitochondrial (gene mtTFB2). The record is from RefSeq and is a predicted model, not a curated record. The coding region runs from base 321 to 1619 and encodes 432 amino acids. The transcript is spliced from 5 exons. Gene Ontology annotation, biological process: transcription initiation at mitochondrial promoter; rRNA methylation. Lineage: Eukaryota; Metazoa; Arthropoda; Insecta; Hymenoptera; Orussidae. Gene Ontology annotation, cellular component: mitochondrial matrix. Gene Ontology annotation, molecular function: rRNA (adenine-N6,N6-)-dimethyltransferase activity; mitochondrial transcription factor activity.
UAGUGAUGAGUAAACCUUUUUAAUAAAGCGCUUAAAUUUGUAUUUAUAUUACUUGAAAGCUUUAUAAAUCGCUGAUAUGUAAUUACUUGUAAAUCGUUAUGUAAGUACUUAAUAUGCUGAAAUAAUUUAUUGUGAAUCUCGUUAGAAUGAUUGAAACCUUACAUGUGACUGUAUGGUACUAAAUUGGGCUAGUAGUGUACAGUGUUGUAUAUUAUUCAGUUAUAUUGUGUAAUAUAAAUUUGUGACGAUAAACAGUUGUUUAAUAAACGUGUGCAUUAUAUUGUUUCAUAGAAUACUUACAACUGAUUCUGUUGGUUACCAUGGCAGAAUCUAAGAUACUGACACAUGUGUUCAUAAGGAUUUUCUCUUUUGGUAAAAUACUACAUUCCCAUAGAAGAAGUAUCAUUCAUUAUGGAUUUCAAACAUUUUCCCAAUCUAGACAGUCAGAGCAGGUAGAAACUCAAUCUGAAGAUGAUGCAACUGAAGCAGCUAAGGAUGAACAAAAUGCUAAACGAAAAAGUAGAAGAACCGAAGCUGAAAUUUUACAAUUUUUUAAAUCUGUUAAUUUAACAAAUGUUAUUCAACAAUGCCCAGAGAAAUAUUUUAAGAGAGCAAGACAAUCUGAACGUUUAUAUUUAUUAGAUAAAGCAACAGCAAAAAAAAUGUGCGAUCUUAUUAUAAAUGAUAUACCAAAUGAAAUACCUGUAUUAGAAGCAAAUCCUGGACUUGGUGUUUUAACAAAAGAAUUAUUGGAAGGUGGAGUGCCAACGAUUCACUUAUAUGAACCAGACACAAAAUUUAGAGAAAAUUUUCAAUCUUUACAGAAGGAAUAUUUAGAUCGUAUAAAAAUACAGAAUAUAGAUUAUUUUUCACUGUGGCAUCCUAAAAAUAAUAGUAAUAAUGUUGAUAUAAUUGAAAAAGCAAUAAGUCAUAUUCCUUGUAAAAAAUAUAAAGAGGAACCCUCUAUGGUACUAAUUGGUAUUAUACCAAACAUAUGUACUAUGAGAUUGAUAUUGAUGUCUGCAAUACUCCGCAAUAAAAUAAUGAGUUUUGGUCGAACUGUUUUUUACAUUGCAGUAGCACCAUCAAUAUGGUGGCGCAUGGCUUCUGACAGUUCAUCUAGUUAUCAUAUGUAUCGGUCUAGAUCGGUAAUGUUUCAAAUACUUUUUGACUAUAAAGUGCUUGGAACAAUAUCUAGAAAAGUCGUUGUGCCAUGGCCAUCUAUUAAUAUAAAGACUCGUGUAAAAGAGAUGCAAGAGUUAGCUGAAAUUGAGGAUCAAAUUAUGUACAUUGUAAAAAUGGAACCAAAGGCUAAUUUUUAUGAAGAUUUUAAAGAGCAAAAUUGUUUAUGCCUUUGGUAUUUCCUCAGGCAUCACUUAAUGGCUAGAAAAAAUCGGAUCAUCCCAGAAUUAGAGAAAUGGGUACCUGGUUGUGGUCCUUAUUUAAUAGCUAAAGGACAUGAUAUAUUCACUGAGUUUGGAGACUUAACACCUGAUAAAUUAUUAGAAUUGUAUAAAACAUUUGUGUCAUGGCCAGAGUCUGAAAACACAUCAUUCAUGUUAGAAAUGAGUGAUCUCAAGCAAGGCGAAGAAUGGGCUACAUUGUAUCCUAAAAGUUAAAUCAGGAGAUUACAUAAAAAGUAAUAAAUAAUUGCUGAUUUGUUUGAUGACCAAACUUGUAAUCAGUUACAUUUCAGCAGAAGUCAGAUGUUUUCAAAUCAAAAUAAAACGACAUUACAAUUGUGAUAGUGGACACUGAUAAACUAUGAUCUUGUUGAAGAGGUCAUGUGGCUUUAAAGUGUAUAUUGAUAACUGUUUUGCACUUUAACCAGUUGGAUCAGUUUCAAGUAGAACUCUGAGUACAAACGUGAUCAUUAAAUAAUUUUGAUUAACCUCCAUUACUUAUAUUUCAAUAUUAAUUAUAAGUGGGGUAACAUAUUAGAAUAUGGUGCAAAUGUGGCAACAACGUGGUUCCUUGAAACUGAAGAAGGAUUAUUUAUCUAUACCAAUUAUAAUUUUGCCACUCCUUAUGAUCUUUUUUAAUGGAAUUCAAGGACAAGAUAUUAUGUUUCCAACUGAAAGGUCCUAUCCCAGAUUAAGAACAUCCGAAUCUGAAAUACCGAACCUUGUGGAUUCAAAUGAAACGACGAGCCCUUGCCCUGUGAACAUGACUUUGUAUUCGGAUGAGAAUAAUACACAUUAUUGUGAUUGCAGUGUGGGAUAUUUAUAUUAUCCUCCACAAGAUAGUUGUUAUUUACCAUAUACUAGAGGGCCCUGUCCCAAGCGCAAAUAUUUAGUCAUUUCAAAAGAUGAUACAAUAUCACGCUGCAAAAGAAACCCUUGCCAUCAAGAAGGAUUGGUACAGUUCGAAAAUAAAUGUUAUACACUUUUUGAUAGAUGCAAUGACAGUAUGACUUUAGUAGUAAAUGAAGAUACUUUACAAUUAGAAUGCACACAAAUACAUAUUGUACCGUAUCAACUAAUUGUUGCUCCUCUGAGACCUUGUGCUGCUGGUUCACGGAGGAUAGCCAGUGGUGCAUGUCGUAUGAUUUUAUGAAAUAAUUGUACAAUUUUUACUUAAAUUAUUCCUUUAUACUUAUACUGAAUAUGUACUAAAUGUUGAAAAUUCAAAAUUUAACACUUUUUUUAUGCCCUUCUAAAAUAACAUAUAUACUGUAAAUAUAACAAUUUAUCACAUGAAAUUAAAAAAAAUGUUAUGUCUA